Messenger RNA from Pollicipes pollicipes, 639 nucleotides. Its product is annotated as doublesex- and mab-3-related transcription factor A2-like. The coding region runs from base 1 to 639 and encodes 212 amino acids. Gene Ontology annotation, cellular component: nucleus. The transcript is spliced from 4 exons. Gene Ontology annotation, molecular function: DNA-binding transcription factor activity, RNA polymerase II-specific; RNA polymerase II cis-regulatory region sequence-specific DNA binding. NCBI's taxonomy places the organism in Eukaryota, Metazoa, Arthropoda, Thecostraca, Pollicipedomorpha, Pollicipedidae. The record is from RefSeq and is a predicted model, not a curated record. Gene Ontology annotation, biological process: sex differentiation; regulation of transcription by RNA polymerase II.
AUGGACUCGUCCAAGGUGCCGAUGAGCCUGGCCAGCGGCAGCUCCCUGCUGAGCCACGCCGUGCUGGGCGGCCUGUCGCCGCUGUUCCUGCGCGCCUCGGAGCGGUACCAGCGCACGCCCAAGUGCGCUCGCUGCCGCAACCACGGCAUCGUGUCGGCGCUGAAGGGCCACAAGCGCUACUGCCGCUACCGCGACUGCGCCUGCUGCAAGUGCACCCUGAUCGCCGAGCGCCAACGCGUUAUGGCCGCCCAGGUGGCGCUGCGGCGUCAGCAGGCGCAGGAGGAGAACGAGCUGCGUGAGCUGGGCGUGGUGUUCCCGGUGUCUGAGAGAUCGUCAUCGCCCCGCGCGCCGCCUCCGAUGUACGACUCGGACAGGUCGCUGGACCUGAUGGCCAGGUUGUUUCCGUCGAUAUCCCGCUCAGAACUCUUCCACACUCUCAAAGGACAUGGAGCCAUGAUGGGCUUCCCGAGCUUCCGCUACCCGUACCCGCGACCCUACUUCCCGGUGCCGUGGAGCGGUGACCUGUUCCCGCCCUACCCCGGCUACGGGCUGGCCUCGCCGCCCGGCCUGCCAUCUAGCGGUGGCCUCGGCGAUGGUAGGGCCGAGCCCUCCAGGUCUCCGCCUUCGCCGCCCAAGUGA